Molecule: messenger RNA, 6002 nt
Organism: Larimichthys crocea (large yellow croaker)
Lineage: Eukaryota; Metazoa; Chordata; Actinopteri; Sciaenidae
Gene: syne3
Product: spectrin repeat containing, nuclear envelope family member 3
Exons: 18
Coding region: 163-3645 (1160 amino acids)
Biological process (GO): nuclear migration
Cellular component (GO): meiotic nuclear membrane microtubule tethering complex; cytoplasm; nuclear outer membrane
Molecular function (GO): actin filament binding
Source: RefSeq, a predicted model, not a curated record
CAGAGUCUUUGAAGGCAGCAUGAGAGCGGUACACUGACUCCGGUCCCGCCCCCGGCGGCCUCGGCUCAACUUCCUGCCUGCCAUAAGUUGACUGUACGCGGCAGGACGGCGUCCACACAGCGGCCCCUCACCUGAUGAACACACAGCCGCCCGGCACUAGCCAUGACUCAGCAGGAGCAGCAGGAGUUCACAGAAAGCGUGGAAGCGGCCCUCUCCUGGAUGCAAGCCAUCCAGGAGAGGCUGAGGGCCAACGACAACACCCAAGGGCCUCGUGAUGCCCUGGAGGCCCGGCUCAGAGAGACAGAGAAAAUCCAUCUGUCGGAGCAUGAAGGGCGUGUGAAGAUGGAGGUGGCGCUGGUGGCUGCUGAGAUCCUUCUGCAGAGCGGAGAUGAAGAGCUGAGGAACCACACCCACGCUAAGCUCAAAGACCUGAAAAGCCAGUGGGAGGAGACCUGCACCUACAUCAUCCACUGUCACAGUCGAAUCGAGUGGGUGUGGCUCCACUGGAGCGAGUACCUGAAGGCCUACGAGGAGUUUGAGCUGUGGCUGACGAGGCAGCAGCGCAGUCUGGAUGUCAGGGUGGAGCUCCAGCUGGGGGUGAAGGAGAAGCUUUGGCAGGUGGACCAGCAGAGGGUGGCGGUGAGUGACGUCCACAACCAAGCCACGCUGCUGGAGAGGCUGCUGGACGAGGCUGCCGCGCUGCACAACAGGACCCAGGACCCCAGCGUGGAGCCCCAGGCACAGGAGAGGCUGCAGGAGGCCUACAACGAUGUCAGAGACAGAGCCGAGGAGCGUCUGUCGCUGCUUCAGAAGAUGGCUGAGGAGCACCAGACGUACCAAGGCAGCGUUCAGAGGUUCCAGUCUUGGCUGCUGUCAAAAACCAAGGAGCUAACGGAUCUGAUGGAGAAGGAGGAUACAGCCGAGAACAAGCUCAAAGCCUUACAAGCUUUGGAUGACAGUGUCGCUGCUGAGGAGAAGACCCUGCAGCACAUCGAAGGCAGGGCAGAGGCAGUGAGGGCCAACACCUCUCCUGCCGGGGCGGAGAUGGUGGUGGAGGAGGCCGAGGAGUUGAGACUUGGCUGGCUGAGGCUGAGGCAAGGCCUGUGUGAGGCUGAGGAUGGUCUGCGCUCCAGCCUGGACUCCCACAGUCAGUACAUGGCCAGGUGUCAGCGGCUGGGAGAAGACAUCAACCGCCUCAGGCUGUUGAUGCAGGGGCUGGACCAGGAACUAGAGGGGAGCCGCCAGGCUGGGGACCGUGCUGACUGCACCGAAGAGCAGAUCCUGGGCCAGUGGAAGAAAUACACGGGGGUGAGGAAUGCUCUGGCAGGGGAGGAGUCCCAAGUGGAACUUCUCAAGGCUCAACUCAAGGAGCUCUUCAGGUUCUCAGGGGACUCCCGCCACCUCUCGGAUGACGUCCUGGCUAUUGUCAAAGAACACCAGAGUGUGAAAUGCAGAGCGACAAGGCUGUGUUCGGAGUCAGAGUCAGGGCUGAGAAGCAUUCUCCAGGAUCCACUGCUGGUCUACGCCCAGUGGAGCCACAUGGUCUCUCAGGUUCUGGAGGCUUCCGCUGAGGUUACUGACUUCUCCCAUAUUGCCAUGUUGGUCCAGAACAUCGAGCAUCUGCUGAAGGACAGCGUCCAGCUGCAGGAGCGUUUGAGUCUACUGCAGGUGAAGGGGGACCUGCUGGACUCCGUGUUUGGUCCUGAGAGGUCUGACGGCCUGCAGGACGAGCUGAACGCCGCCAUCAGGAACAGAGAGCUGCUGCACAAUCAGCUGCUGCAGAGGAAGAGCAGACUACAGGGCUUAAUCUCAAGAACCAAAGACUUUGGUGACGCCUAUGAGCUGAUUCGCUCCAAGCUGAGCACUCUCCGGGACCGACUGAUGACAGCUGGUGGCCCCCAGCCUGACAUCCUGGCUAAAAAAAGCCAGUCUGACCAGUUCAGGGUGAUCCAGAAGGACCUGGAGGAGUGUGAAGCCCACAUCAUAGCGCUGGAGACUCUGGUCUCAUCCAGUCAGAGCUACAGGACUCAGUUUGAGAGGCUCUAUGCUGAGUGGAGACAGCUGCACAAGGACGUGAGGGUGAAGGUGCACGACAGUGAGGAGAGCAUCGCCGACCACGAGAGCUUCUACGACAGUCUGCUGAACAUCCAGAAGUGGCUGAUGAUCAUGAGGCAGAAGCUCGAGUCCUUCCACGGCCCCUCAGGAGAGUGGAGCAUAGAGGGUCGCCAGCACGAGGCUGAGAGAGCUCUGGGAGAGUUUCCAGAGAAGGAGCUUCAGCUCCAGCAGAUGGAGGUUCAGGCUCAGGGCGUUUUGGAGAAGACUUCAGAAGAGGGACAGGUCCACAUUCUGCGAGACAUCAAACGCCUCCAAGAGUCCUGGUUUGCUCUGUACAACAUGAGCCUCAAUCUUCACAGGCUGCUGAACAGCUCCACAGAACAGACAGAGUCUGACUUAUGGAGAGUGGGGGGCGUCUCUGUAGACAAUAUGUCCCUAACAUCAGAGCUCAGCUUGGGGCCGGGGGACAGUCAGGUAAGGGCCGGAAGCUCCAGGAGCCAGAGAGCCCAACAGCAAGACAAGCCAGCAGAGGGGUAUGGAGCCUUGGCUAGCUCUGGGCCUGGAAGAGGAGGGAGCCUGGAGGGAGAGGCAGGAGAGGGGAUGGUGAUGGGGCAGGCCAGAUGGAUCCAGGGUGAAGGUCCUCUCAUUCUCACUGGACAGAACAAUGAACAUCUUAGCACAUCAAGGACAAGCCAGGACAGUGGACGCUCCUUCAUAGGAGAUGAAGUAGAUUCAGCUUGGAGUAUUCACAGAAGAGCAGACCAGAAAGUUUCCAAAGACUCCACCGCUGAUGGAAGCCCCGACAGUGAUACGCCAACAAGGGGUGACAGCAGCAUCCUGACCACAGACAGAGGGGCAACGGCAUUCACCACAAAGGUCAGCUCUGCUGAGGAAGGAAGAAUGAGCUCUGGACAAGGCAGCAUGGAGGCAGGGGAAGGCCUGAGUCCAGGAGGAGGAGGAGGAGCGUUCAUGGUGUUCAGAAGAGACACAGCCAAGCAACAAACAACACCAACGCAACACACACUGAGAGGCACAGGACAGUACACCUCCAGGAGGAGAGAGUUUGAGGCCUGGCUGUCCAGACAAAAUGAAAUCCUCUCAGGGAUCCUCAGCACCCGAGGAGCAACACUCAGUGCCAAAGAACUGAAGAUCCGACAGGACACACUCAAGGCUCUGAGGGCCGAGGUGGCCUGGGGUCAGGAGCAGUUCCAGCUCUUGCUCCAGGAGAGUCAGAGCAGUGAGGCUGGUGCUGGACCAGCAGAAGACCAGUCUCUGGAAGAACUUCGGUACCGCUGGAUGCUCUACAAGUCCAAAAUGAAGGAUGUGGGAGACAUCAGGGCCAGGGCUAGUGCCAAGAGAGUCAAAGCCAAACAAGAGGAGGAGGAUGUCACAGGAAAAGUGCAAAAGAGGCCCGGCUUGUUGCAGCGGGUGUGUCGGCUGGCUCUUCCUCUGUGGCUUCUCCUGCUGGCUCUGCUACUGCUGGCCUUCCUGCUGCCCCUCAUGGAUGAAGGCAACAGCUGCUCCCUCUCCAACAACUUCGCCCGAUCCUUCAAGAUCAUGCUCCGUUAUGACGGACCACCACCCACAUAGACACCCUCCUCCAGUGGGCGGCACAAUAGAGUAAUAUCUGAUGUCAGCUGUUUCUGUCUCUGUCGUGGACUGUGGCUCAUGUAGGAAAUGUCGCCCUGCCCUCUGACCACGUGGCUGUGCAGCUUCAAACUCUGUUUCAUGCAGCAAACUUUAAAUUCAUUUUAAAAGCCACAGCUUCACUAACACCAGAAUCAGUCACACAGUUACAUCGCCCACUAUCCAUGAAGGACACCACAACCCGAGCACAUCUGCACAUGACAAAUCCCCUUCUACACACUCUGGACUGUCAGCUCUCCUGAAGCUCACAUCCCAGGUAUGUGUGCAGCUUAAACAGCAUUAUGUAUUUACUGAUCUAUCACAAAGUAUCAGCAGGACUCCAAUUCCCAUGCUCAUUGUAAGAGACAGACCAUAGAUGCUGUGAACCAAAGUCAGUCUUCAGUAGCAUGUCUUCCUGACAGGUUCAAUAUGUUUGGCAGCUUUCUUCUUGAUUCUGUUCGUCUGAGCUUCAGAUAACUUUAAAAAUGACCAACAGACCAAAAUCCCACAUGCAGGGCUACAAGUCACUUUUCAUGAUUACACGCACAGACCAAAUGAUGCAGCAGGUCCUCAUCAAACACGCAGCAACAGAACUGGACACGAGACUCGACAGCUGAUGGUGUUAAUCAUAGCUCCAUGUGGUCCAGCUUAUUCUGAACACACACUCUCCGCCUGAUGAAAGUGCAGCUUUAGAUUUGAAAUUCUGUUUCAUGUUUUUAAAGGUUUUAAGGCCAAACAUUAAAAUAGUGUGUUCUUAGUAUUUCAGGCUGUGUGUUCAUGAUAAUGCUAAUCCUUCUGUUCUGCCUGUGAGCGCUGAGUCUGUAGACAAAUCACGUUUCCAUCAUCAUCAUCAUGUCUACUUUGAUCAUGUUACUGAUUUAAUGCGUUAGCGUAGCUCGCAAUCGAUUUGCAAACAGCCCACUGCCAGGCUGCAACAUCUGGUCUCAUCCAGGGUAGAGUGUAGCUAGCUCAGUGUGUGAUUCUGUCAGCCUUUUCAAACAUGCAGGUUUAGUAACGAGGCAGCACACCAAUCAUUUGUCUCUUCUCCAUCACAUCUACUGGAGCUAAACUCUUCUCUCAUGACGUCUUAAAACCUUUUAGCUGAAUGUUCACAGCGUCCAGUCCAUCCUGUCCAUUCCCAUACAGUAUAUCCACGCUGGUGACAGACAUGGGCUUGUGGGAAAUUAUGUUCUUUAUGGCUGCAAGAGCAGAAAUAUGACAUCAACAAUAUGACUUUGGUUUUGCCCCUGUCCACACAAACUGUGGAGCAGGGAGGUGGACGUUUAAUGUGAGCAUGACUCGAUCCCAGAAGUUUAUAUCAAAGAACAGUGAACUGCUGAUGAUCAUGUUGCAUUGUGGACUCAUUGAUGUGGUUCACGGAUUCAGGAACAGCUUGGUUGAAGCAGUACACAUGUAGUACAUGAUGAACCAAAAGUCCUCCUUCAGGGACCAUUCUGUCUCUUUUUGAUUGGUGGAUCUGUUUGUGUGAUCAGCCUCUGUUGCUCCAGGAAUAAGAAGCUGUCUGUGAUUGGAUACUUCAGGUCUGUUCAUGUGUCAGUCGGGUCAAAGCUUGUUUUGAACUUUUCCAUCAUCUCAUUAGAGCUGUUGAGCUACAUUUCUUUUCUGAAGGUGCUAUUUUAGCUUAAACAUCUCACUCUGUCUUUUUCACAGCCUAAAUCACCAGUGAGAACAGUUAGAAAGCAGUCUGCCGUGACCCCUGACAUUUUCUUGGACCACAAUGAGCUCUUGGUGCCAGCGCCUGAGCUGUAAAGCUUGGCACUCUUGGCAUCCCAAAAUAUAUAUUUUUUUAUUCUGCGUUCUCUCUCGUUUCACACCACACAUAGCCCUAAAAAUACCUAAACACCUCCACACACCCUCACACUUUACCUUUUUUGGACUUGUGAAUCUGUUAUUGACUUGUCGUGUUGCCAUGGCAACAGUGACCAAAUGAAGUUAAUCUAUUACGUCUUCUUAAACAGCAACAUUACAGCAAUGUUAAAUGCAGCUUUUGUUUGGCAAUGAAAGAGCAGCGGUUUCGUUUGAGCUUCACUCUAUCAUCAUCAUGGCAGGUCAGACAUAAAAGUAUUAUAUAAUAUAGAAUAAUGAAGUAUAAAGAAAUGAAAACCUCACUGCCAAGAUGAUGGGCAGCGUCUCACAGACUACUUUGGACUUUCUUCUGGCCCAAGAAAGGACUCAGACCAAUUUUUCUUUUAAAGCAACAUUAUGUCAAAAUGUGUUAUUUCUUUCAGUUUAGCACCCUCACUUUCAGAGUGUAAUCCCACUGUGGUAAAUAUGUUAAGCUGUACUCGAGUAUUUGUUCU